Oppiella nova is the source of this 725-nucleotide messenger RNA. Lineage: Eukaryota; Metazoa; Arthropoda; Arachnida; Sarcoptiformes; Oppiidae. The record is from the annotation of a GenBank genome assembly.
ACCAAAUGCCACCAAUGGUUCACAUAAAGGAUUUACACAAAAAAUAUUAUUCAAUGUUUGGCAUAAAAAGCGAGAAUAUUCUGAAAGGUAUUGAUUUAGACGUCGACCGCAACUCUAUUGCUGUAAUUCUGGGUCCAAACGGUUCCGGAAAAACAACUCUUAUUAAUGUUAUUACAGGUUUAAUUGGUUUCGAGGGAAAGGUGUCAAUCGGUGGACACGAUAUCACACGAGAGUCACAAUUGGCUCGAAAUGAGUGCGGAAUUUGUCCGCAAAUUAACGUUUACUUCAAAUACUUGACAAUUAGAGACCAUUUCAUGAUUUUCUCGCAAUUGAAACAAACUAUACGACAGACCAGUGAUGGCUAUAGUAGUGAUGAACUGAUCCAUAUUUUCUCGCAAUUGAAACAAACUAUACGACAGACCAGUGAUGGCUAUAGUAGUGAUGAACUGAUCCGUAGGUUAGAUCUCGAAGAAAACAUUGACAAAGAGGCGUAUCAACUGUCGGGCGGAACAUUGAGGCGAUUGGUGUUAGGGUUAGCCCUAAUCGGACCAAACAAUGUCCUUAUAUUAGACGAAGCGACCGCUGCUUUGGAUCCCAGAGUGAAGAGAAAAGUCUGGGAUCUGAUCCAAGAGUCGGGUAAACAGAAGACAAUUAUAAUCACUUCGCAUGACUUCGAAGAAGCAAAUCUUCUGUCAGACAAGAUAUGUGUCAUAUCGAGGGGAAGG